UGGUGGUUCUACCUACAGGAUAUGGUAAAUCUUUGAUUUUUUACUUGCUUCCUGCCUUGCUUUAUGCGAAGAAGCAUGGUGUUUCGAAAAGCGAAAUAAACAUAACAUCAAUUAUUGUGGUUGUAUCACCAUUAAAUGCGCUGAUUGCUAACCAGAUCUUGCGGUUGGCCUCUAGCGGAAUUCGGGCAACUGUUGUCGACGUAAGAUCGUCAAUAGAAGUUGAGGAAGAGGACAAAGAAAUACUUGCCUGCGACUUACGUCUGAGCGACAAAGCCAAGCUUGAAAUUGGACACUAUAACAUUGUGUUCGCACACCCUGAAACGUUUGUGUCAUGUGCUUAUGGAAGGAAGUUAAUGCAGAGUGAACCUUACCAGGAAAAUGUCUGUGCGAUUGUUGUAGACGAAGCCCAUUGCAUCUUGGAGUGGGGUAAGGAUUUCAGAGUGGACUAUGGCAAUUUGGCUGUUUUGUGUGCAACAUUUUCAAGUGCUCCAGUUGUAGCCAUGACUGCCACAGCAAAUAAAACUGAUAGAGAAUUAAUCAAAAAUUCAUUGGGUUUGAAAUUGUGUGCAGAAGUAGUUGGCAAUCCUGACCGAAGAAAUAUAAAAUAUGAAAAACAUUUUCGAGGUGGACCAGAUGUGGACUCCCUAGUAAAAAUCCUUACUCCCAUUGCUGAAGAUUUGUUAAAGAAACUGACAAAUUAUCCCUUAACAAUUAUAUACCUUCCUUUGAAAUGGUGCGGAUUUGCGUAUAAGAUAUUUGAAUCAGUUUUGGGAAACAGCCAGUACUUCCCAACAGGAUCAGCAUCAAUACCUGAGAACAGGCUGUUUGCUCAGUUCCAUUCACCUCAAACACAGGAAAUGAAAGAUGAAGUGUUAAAGCAGCUGUGCUCUUCAGAAAGUACCAUAAGGGUGGUAUUUGCUACAGUGGCUCUGGGAAUGGGGGUUGAUAUUAAGGGCAUUAGGUGUGUUGUUCAUGUCACCCCACCAUAUACUAUCCAGGCUUACUUCCAAGAAACUGGCAGGGCUGGAAGAGAUGGACUACCUGCAACUGCGAUUCUCCACUACAACAAUCGUGACAUUGCCAAAAACAAAACAGGAAUGCAAGAAGAAAUUAGGACUUUUUGCCAUAGUGAGUCGCAGUGUCUUAGAAUAUAUUGCUCAGUUCACUAG
This is a messenger RNA of Dendronephthya gigantea, 1169 nucleotides long. RefSeq names its product mediator of RNA polymerase II transcription subunit 34-like. Gene Ontology annotation, biological process: double-strand break repair via homologous recombination. NCBI's taxonomy places the organism in Eukaryota, Metazoa, Cnidaria, Anthozoa, Malacalcyonacea, Nephtheidae. Gene Ontology annotation, cellular component: cytoplasm; nucleus; chromosome. The transcript is spliced from 2 exons. Gene Ontology annotation, molecular function: 3'-5' DNA helicase activity; four-way junction helicase activity. Bases 354 to 1169 code for a protein of 271 amino acids. The record is from RefSeq and is a predicted model, not a curated record.